AAGGAGGCGGCAGAGGCGCGGCGCGGCUUGUGCCGAGCCCUCCCCCGCCCGGUCCCGAGGCCGCCACGGGCCCAAGAUGGCCGCCGCGGCGGGGCUGCGGUUCCGCGGGCCGCUCGUUUUGCGGUGCGGCCCCUGGCGAAGCUUCACCUCCCGGACGGACGGCGAGGCCCGAGUGAGCCGCGUCCUGCGGGAGAAGUUCCCCCGCGCCUCUGCCAUCAGGGUGGUGGACAUCUCCGGAGGCUGCGGUGCCAUGUACGAGGUCCACAUCGAGUCGGAGGAGUUCAGGGAGAAGCGGCCGGUGCAGCAGCACCAGAUGGUUAACCAGGCGCUGAGUGAAGAGAUCAAGAGCAUGCAUGGACUGCGCAUCUUCACCUCCACCCCCAAGCCCUGAUGCUGGGCUGAGCUCUGUGGUGGGAAGUGGGGGAAUGGGAGGGGACUUGUGCAGCUGCCGGGAAUGACCCGGUCAAUAAAGAUGCUGGAGGCUG
This is a messenger RNA of Cygnus atratus (black swan), 485 nucleotides long. It is a transcript of the gene BOLA3, whose product is annotated as bolA family member 3. The transcript has 4 exons. The record is from RefSeq and is a predicted model, not a curated record. The coding region runs from base 77 to 391 and encodes 104 amino acids. NCBI's taxonomy places the organism in Eukaryota, Metazoa, Chordata, Aves, Anseriformes, Anatidae.